Messenger RNA from Peromyscus eremicus (cactus mouse), 450 nucleotides. RefSeq names its product zinc finger protein 844-like. The annotation marks the transcript as partial. The transcript is spliced from 2 exons. The record is from RefSeq and is a predicted model, not a curated record. Lineage: Eukaryota; Metazoa; Chordata; Mammalia; Rodentia; Cricetidae. Gene Ontology annotation, biological process: regulation of DNA-templated transcription.
GUGACCUAUGAUGAUGUGCAUGUCAACUUCACUUGGGAAGAGUGGACUUUGCUGGAUCCUUCCCAGAAGAAUCUCUACAAAGAGGUGAUGAUUGAGACCUACAGGAACCUCACUAUUAUAGGCAUGAAAGAAGUCAAACUGGAGAGAAGAAAACUUUCAUAUAUACUGAAUGUGGUAAAACUGUUGUAUAUGAGAGUCAUCUUCAAAGGCAUGGAAAUUCACCUAUGGGAGAGAAACCCUUUCAAUGUAAUCAGUGUGUUAAAACCUUUGCCCAUAACAGUCAUCUUCAAAGGCAUAAAAGAACACAUACUGAAGAGAAACUCUAUGAAUGUAAUGAAUGUGGUAAAGCCUUUGCAUAUCAUAGUAAUCUUCAAAUACAUAAAAGAACACAUACUGGAGAGAAACCCUAUGAAUGUAAUCAGUGUGAUAUGCCUUUGCAUAUAUCAGUAA